This is a messenger RNA of Synchiropus splendidus (mandarinfish), 2921 nucleotides long. RefSeq names its product diacylglycerol kinase, alpha b (gene dgkab). Gene Ontology annotation, biological process: diacylglycerol metabolic process; intracellular signal transduction; lipid phosphorylation. The transcript has 24 exons. Gene Ontology annotation, molecular function: calcium ion binding; ATP-dependent diacylglycerol kinase activity. NCBI's taxonomy places the organism in Eukaryota, Metazoa, Chordata, Actinopteri, Syngnathiformes, Callionymidae. Gene Ontology annotation, cellular component: plasma membrane. Bases 164 to 2329 code for a protein of 721 amino acids. The record is from RefSeq and is a predicted model, not a curated record.
CUGGGGUUGUGCCAUCGACCGUAAUAACGCUGAUAGAAGCUCCUCCCUCUGGUUCUCUUAAUCCCUUCUAUCCGCUCAAACCGCGGCGGACAUUUACUGUACCAGCUUGAUCAACCCGACGGGACUUGGUGUUCGGGUCCUCGCACUCAGACAUCUCAGAACCAUGACUUCGGCUGAGGACACCGACUGCUCCCUGACACCAGUGGAUUUUAUCCAGCUGCAGCACUACAUGGAUGAGAGCAGUUUGAGAGUGAAGGAUGUGAUCAAGGAGUUUCACAGCGGCGGGCGACUGGCCCAGCACAGCGUCGGAGAGUGUGUGGAUGAGGCCGGCUUCUGCCUCUUUCUGAAGACCUACCUUGAAGUGGAGGACUUUCCUGCUGAUUUCUGCCGGCGGCUUUUUCGUUACUUCCAGCACGUGGAUCAGGAUGGCUCCAUGAGGUGUAGCUCGUCUAAAGGAGGUGGCGUCUAUCUCCGUGAUGUGUCCUGCUACUUCUCUGUGCUGGAAGACCGACAGCCACGCGAGAAGCUGGAGGUCACUUUCAAACUUUAUGACAAGGAUGGAAAUGGGCUCCUGGACAGUUCGGAAGUGGACCGAAUUAUUACCCAAAUGAUGCGAGCGGCUGACUAUCUGGGCUGGGACGUGACUGAACUCAGGCCUGUUCUGAAGGAGAUGAUGACAGCAAUUGACAUAGAUUGCAGUGGCACCGUCACGCUAGAGGAGUGGUUGAAAGGAGGCAUGAACAAUGUUCCACUGCUUGUUUUGCUGGGACUGAAGAUGAAAGAGCGGGAUGGGCAGCAUAUUUGGAGGAUGAAGCACUUCAACAAGCCGACCUACUGCAGUGUGUGUGAGAACAUGCUGCUGGGACUUGGCAAGCAGGGACUCUGCUGUAACUGUUGCAAGUACACUGUCCACAGUCAGUGUGCCAACAAGAACCCGGAUCCCUGUGCUCGAACCUUUGUGAAGUCUAAAGAUGAAAUCCAUGUGGCUGCACAUGACUGGAUCAGAGCGGAGAGCAGCUCCUCCAAGUGCCAGGUCUGCCACAAGAAAAUCAAAACUUUGGCUGGAAAGCGUUGUGUUUGGUGCAAGGAGAUGCGCCACGACGAGUGUCUCUUGGCUGGUUUAUCGACGUGUGACUGUGGCCCCCUGAGGGACCACAUCCUGCCUCCCUGGGGCAUUUACUCAGUCUCAAAGGAGGAGGACACGACUCUGCUGAAUGUGACUUCUGACGGCCAUGUUCUGAGGAUUGCUCCUGUUGCCAACACACACCCCCUGCUGGUUUUUGUCAACCCAAAAAGUGGAGGAAAGCAGGGUGAGAGAGUGCUCCGGAAGUUUCAGUACAUGCUGAACCCUCGUCAAGUCUACAACCUGUCCAACGGGGGUCCAGCUCCGGGACUGCAUUUCUUCCGUAGCCUGCAUGAGUUCAGGAUCUUGGUGUGUGGAGGCGAUGGCACUGUCGGCUGGCUUCUGGAUGCCAUGGACAAAGCUGGCCUUCAGGGCCACCCUCCAGUCGCUGUUCUGCCACUGGGGACUGGAAACGACAUGGCUCGCUGUCUACGCUGGGGAGGAGGAUACGAGGGGUCUGACCUGAAGGAGAUUCUGAGGCACAUCGAGACCAGCGAGGUCAUUCACCUGGACCGGUGGAAAAUUCAGGUGAUACCGAACGAUCCGCGGGAGUCUGGAGACCCCGUUCCCUACGAGAUCAUCAACAACUAUUUCUCCAUCGGAGUGGACGCGUCCAUUGCUCACCGUUUUCACUCCAUGAGAGAGAGGCACCCCCAGAGGUUCAACAGCAGGAUGAAAAACAAACUGUGGUAUUUAGAGUUUGCCACCUCUGAGACCAUCUCUGCCUCCUGCAAAAAGCUGAAGGACUGUCUCUCUGUUGAGUGCUGCGGGAAAGCCUUGGACCUGAGCAGAGUGUCCCUGGCUGGGAUAGCUAUCCUCAACAUACCCAGCAUGCACGGCGGCUCCAACCUCUGGGGCGAAACCAAAAAGUGUGAUGUGGUGCCGGACGCCGGACACAGUGAGGUCAUCACUGACCCCGAACUUCUGAAAACAAUCCCACAAGUGAUGAGCGAUAGGCGUCUGGAGGUGGUGGGGCUGGAAGGUGUGUUAGAAAUGGGUCAGAUCUACACCGGACUGAAGAACGCCGGACACCGACUGGCUCAGGCCUCGCAAAUCACAAUCAGGACAGUCAAAGCUCUGCCGAUGCAAAUAGACGGGGAACCAUGGAUGCAGCCUCCUUGUACCAUCCACAUAACUCACAUGAAUCAGGCCAAAAUGUUGAUGGGCCCGCCAGCCAAAGCAUCAGGCUUCUUCCACCUCAAGUGAGACAAUCAACGCAGAGGGGGUCUUGGUAUUUGUACCAGCCACUGUGCUGAUCUGGUACUUUUAAAGCACUUUAUCUGUAUUAGCAAUCGGUUUAGAACUGUGCGGUCGACAAUGUUGCCGUGUGUUUGUGGUGCCAGUCUAACUCAUGUUCAUUAAUUCAAGAGCAGAGCCGAGCCCCAGAGUUUGUGUUCAAGAAUGACUUGUUUUUUAAAGUGAUGGGUUGAUGAGGUUUCAUGAAACACUGUCCUGAUUUUCAGUCGCCACCAGAUGGCGCUGCAAAACGUUUGGACUUGAUCAACUAAUUUAAUGAAACCUCACAUCAUUUCUAAAGCAAGAGCGACAUCUAGUGGCCUCAGACAAUCAGGACACUGUUUCAUCAACCAUGUAACACUGUGUUACCUCAUGAUACCUCAUCCACCCAGCACUAGUGUGCUGUAUCAACCCUUGUGUGGUCAGUUUGUGUCGUCUGUAUCACCUUGGUGGCAACAUGAUUCUUUCAUCUGUUUUACACUCCAUUGUUGUAAGGUACCGUGAUUAUUGGUUUUUGUUUGAACUGUAUGAUUUGGUGUCAAAUAAAUCGCUCAAAACGUGA